Molecule: messenger RNA, 840 nt
Organism: Ostreobium quekettii
Lineage: Eukaryota; Viridiplantae; Chlorophyta; Ulvophyceae; Bryopsidales; Ostreobiaceae
Source: the annotation of a GenBank genome assembly
AUGAGGAAGGUCGUGAGCGCGCCGUGUUUGCUGGAGCUGGGUGCGCAGGCGGCGGCACCGCAGCGGCCACUGGCGGCGUCGCUGGGCGGCGCGGAGGGGCGCGGCAUGGGAGACGCCGGAGGCGUGGGCCAGAUGGCAGGCGCGAGGAAGACUUCCCUCAGCCCCCUCCCAGGCAAUUCCAUGCUGAUGCCGCACGCUCCUCAGUCAGCCACCAGGCCCUCUGUGCGCACAUGUGCGGCAGCUGUGCCACCCGUGGCGCUGCCAGAUGUGACCCCAGUGGUCAGGGAGAUCUCCAUGGAUCUAGAGGGCAUGGCAAAAAGCGUCGAAGAAGAGGUGGUCGUUGAGUCAGGGCUGCAUGUCGUGGGGAUUGCUGCAGGUGGCUGUGUGCAGCAUUUCGGCGUGGCCUCCAAACUGGCCCCAGCUCUGGUGGACGCUGGUGCAAUUGGCAACACGUCUGAGGAGGAUUUGGGAAUGGCCAUGUGCAUGGCGACGCCAUUUGAGGGGGAGGGGGGUGGCCUGGAUGAAGAAGUGCAGCGAUCGCUGGAUGAUCUUGCCUUGCAGAAUGAAAUUCGAUUCGAGCUCGAGUAUGCAUUGGACUCUCUGGCACAUAUGAGCCUGUCUGACUCGGAAGACAGGAACCAGCUGCGCUUGAGAACUAACAGAAAUCGCCGUCGCCGUCGUCCGAUCCGAUUUGGAGGGGUAAUGACAAGGGGCACAAGGUCGGCAGCGGACAGCACGAGUGCUGCCAAAGAGAACUGCGAUGUUCAGGGCAACAUCGUCUCCACUGGGGGCCUCCACGGUUUGCUGAAGCAGGCAGUGGCGCCUCAGCAGAGCGAAUGA